UGCCGUCAAACCCUCUAUAAAUACCCAUUUCCUCACACUACAUCUUCAUCUCAAACAACAACCAAAACUCACAAUUUAAUCUCAUUUCAAGAAUAUUCUCUCUUUCAACCGAUCAAACAAAAGUAUGUCGACCACUACAGGCCAAGUUAUUCGAUGCAAAGCUGCCGUGGCGUGGGAAGCCGGAAAACCGCUGGUGAUCGAAGAAGUGGAGGUGGCGCCACCGCAGAAAAUGGAAGUCCGGAUUAAGAUCCUUUUCACUUCCCUCUGCCACACUGAUGUUUACUUCUGGGAAGCCAAAGGACAAAAUCCUGUAUUCCCAAGAAUUUUAGGACAUGAAGCUGGAGGGGUUGUGGAGAGUGUCGGGGAAGGAGUGACUGAUCUUCAGCCAGGGGAUCAUGUGCUUCCUGUUUUCACCGGAGAAUGCAAAGAGUGUGCUCACUGUAAGUCCGAAGAGAGCAACAUGUGUGACCUUCUUAGGAUCAAUACCGACAGGGGAGUCAUGCUUCACGAUCAGAAAUCUCGAUUCUCGAUCAACGGCAAACCCAUCUUCCAUUUUGUCGGGACUUCUACUUUCAGCGAGUACACGGUUGUUCAUGUUGGGUGUCUUGCGAAGAUCAACCCUCUUGCCCCUCUUGAUAAAGUUUGUGUCCUCAGCUGUGGGAUCUCCACAGGGCUGGGAGCUACUUUGAAUGUUGCAAAACCGAAAAAAGGCUCUUCGGUGGCGGUUUUCGGUCUAGGGGCAGUGGGACUCGCUGCUGCUGAAGGUGCAAGAAUUUCUGGGGCUUCAAGGAUCAUUGGUGUUGAUCUCAAUGCCAAUAGAUUCGAGCUUGCAAAGAAAUUUGGGGUUACAGAGUUUGUGAACCCAAAAGAUUAUAAGAAGCCGGUGCAAGAAGUGAUUGCAGAGAUGACAAAUGGAGGAGUUGACAGGAGUGUUGAAUGCACUGGUCAUAUUGAUGCUAUGAUCUCUGCUUUUGAAUGUGUUCAUGAUGGUUGGGGCGUUGCUGUUCUUGUAGGUGUUCCACACAAAGAUGCUGUGUUCAAGACCAAUCCCAUGAAUCUGUUGAACGAAAGGACUCUGAAGGGGACCUUCUUUGGAAACUAUAAACCGCGAUCUGACAUUCCUUCGGUUGUCGAAAAGUACAUGAACAAGGAACUUGAGGUGGAGAAGUUCAUAACACAUGAAGUGCCAUUUUCAGAGAUCAAUAAGGCCUUUGAUUUGAUGCUUAAAGGGGAAGGUCUUCGUUGUAUUAUUCGUAUGGAUGCAUAAAUAGUUUCAAAGGUUGUAUUAUUCGUAUGGAUGCAUAAAUAGUUUCAAAGAGGGAGCAGCAACAGUCCGCAUUCUUUGUGUUUGUUUCUCAUCGUUGUUGUUUGCUGUCUUAAAUCUUGAUUGUUACCCAUUAAAGAUUUUGAGUUUGAAUGACAACAGAUAUUGAUGUCUA
Messenger RNA from Helianthus annuus (common sunflower), 1439 nucleotides. RefSeq names its product alcohol dehydrogenase 2. NCBI's taxonomy places the organism in Eukaryota, Viridiplantae, Streptophyta, Magnoliopsida, Asterales, Asteraceae. Bases 125 to 1267 code for a protein of 380 amino acids. Gene Ontology annotation, molecular function: zinc ion binding; S-(hydroxymethyl)glutathione dehydrogenase [NAD(P)+] activity. Gene Ontology annotation, biological process: formaldehyde catabolic process. Gene Ontology annotation, cellular component: cytosol. The transcript is spliced from 9 exons. The record is from RefSeq and is a predicted model, not a curated record.